GUAUAUUUGUUUCACUUCAAUAUAUUGCACCAGUUCAGCAGUGCAACUACAAAGAACAGGCCUAUAAACUCGGCCAAUAAAUGCCGCCCUAGAUCCAUCGUAAGGUGGCAUUCGGAUUCUCCAUCUGAGUAUAUCUCGCGAGAUACGAUUGGUAGAGAGAGUAGUCUUUAGUUCGUUGACACGGCACAAGAUGGGGGAGUUGCGACAAUAUUUCCCAGCUGAAUUCUCCCCUACGCUUUUGCAUGAUCGAUGAUCGAGAGCCGAAUGACGUUCGGGCGGACGAAUUGAUUAUGGAAUACGUGUUGAUUGUGGAGACGUGAGCGAAUGGGUAAAUAAAUAAGUAAAUAAACUGCAAAUUUAAGCGAUACAUACACGCGAAGAACCCAAGAUGAAAGUGUCAAGCAAUGACAACACAAACGUGCGGAACGUGCAUCUGUAAGAUAGAAUUUUUCUACAUUGCGUACGCAUAUAUACAUAUAUACAGUGCGCUCACAUAACCUCUCGAACUGGAAUGAUCAUGAUGUAUUGUGAUAAGAUAUAAGCAGCGACAACAAGUUCGGAAAGCCUGAGAAAUCUGUGAUUUGCGAGGAUGACCUGUUAUAUAAAAAAUUUAUCUAAUACUACGACUGAUUGAUUACAUUGUGACCCUGUUAGAAGUGUGUAGCUCUGUGUAGCACUUGUAACAACUCUAACGUUCCCAAUAACGUAAAAUACGUAUGUAUAAUAUUGUUAAGUUUCAUAAAACUCUGCGAGCAAGCCCCAUUUCUUUGUGGUCGUUCGAGAAACUUAACAGAUCCUGUGACUUGCAGAGACUGAUAUCCUUCAUUAUCUCAAAUACGUCGCCUGCAAUCAGUCAGUGUCCACUUUCAUACGAUACAUCUAGUCGGUGGGAUUCAGCAGAACCCAAGAUGGGAUCUGAACAGAGCUCGCAGAGCAGCAAUCAGAAUGCCAAUAGUGGGAGGGCGAGGACAGGUCAGCUGAGACGUGGCAAGAGUGUCCCAAAUCGUGAACGAGUGCCUGAAGAUACGCCACCAAGAUGCAUCAGUCCUGGUGCGAGUAUCUGUUCUGAUUCCGAUCUACCAUACAUCUCCUACACGGUUAACCGACCAAUUGGGGACUCCCCAAAGAUGACGAAUAAACAAUCAUCACAACUGUAUCGUGGCAAGAGUCUUGGCGCGGCCGAGAUCUCCAGGCGGAAAAACAGUCUGGCUGGCACGAAUCACGGUUAUAGACAGAAAAGCAUGUCGCAGCAGGAUAAGGCGCAGCAUAGCAUCGUGGUGGUGAAGGCGGCUCAGGCGGACCCAACGGCCGACAAAGAUCCGGAUCUAGUACGAUUACAGAGCAUACCAAUGUUCCUGCCGAUCAUGCGCGGCACAUUGAACCUACCGCCGGGUGUGCGCGACCCAGAAGUGCUCGAGCGCCUCGACCCGGUCGGCCUGUUCAAUUUGUGCGCGCGUUACCAGCAUCACUUGAAUACCAACGCGCAGACUGUGGCCGCUGAACAGGCCGCGCUGUGCGCCAGCAUGGAGACUGACCUCGCUAGGAUGUUGAAUCUAGCGGUGGAGCGACAGAAGAGGUUCGCCAGAUUCACUGAACAGCUCAACAAGGUGCAUGAACUCAGCCGCCAGCUCACCAGGUGCCACUCACAACUCAAUCAGACUCUAGAGAGCCUCGAGACACUCAACAAUCUGCUGCCAGUGGAGGAGAGAUUGGAACCCUUCGUCUGGACCACGGGUUAAGGAAAAGAAAGAGGGAGGAGUGCGAGGAACUCUCUUAAUGCGUGGAAUUUUUUCCCUCGUGUUAUGUGUAAAAUUGUUUCUUUUUUAUAACAAGAGAUAUUGUUUCUAAUUACGUUAAAUCCUCUUACAAUUACACUCUCUCUGUGAUCGAGGAUUAAACGAUUUGUUGUUUUUUUUUUAUUCGUGUUAUAGUUUUCAAUAUGGAUUUUAUGACCAAAGUGUCUCAAUGAUCGAUUUAUUCUUUUUUUCUUUCUCUUUACUGAAGAAUCUUGGGAUCUUAAACUCAUCCUACGCGAGAAAAAAAGGAAGCUGUUUAAAAAUCUGUUUCACCGAUUUUAAUUUUGUCUGUGAUCAAAGUGUCGAGAUCAUCAUCGCUGUGCGAAGAUCGAGAGAAAGAUGGAGAAGAAAUGAAACAUUGACUGUGACAGUGUUUGUCGUUCUAGCAAAUUGUAAUUCCGCGGAAGAAAUCCCAAAAUCUGUGUGCUCCUUGCGCAGAAGUAUCGAUUCCGUGUUACAACCCGAGAACAUGUAUUAUAUUAUAUCUAUUUUUGCGUUAGCCAGCGUAAUAAAGACGAGGUUUAUUACAAAA
Molecule: messenger RNA, 2328 nt
Organism: Odontomachus brunneus
Lineage: Eukaryota; Metazoa; Arthropoda; Insecta; Hymenoptera; Formicidae
Gene: BORCS5
Product: BLOC-1-related complex subunit 5
Exons: 2
Coding region: 717-1739 (340 amino acids)
Biological process (GO): organelle transport along microtubule; positive regulation of anterograde synaptic vesicle transport; lysosome localization
Cellular component (GO): cytoplasmic side of lysosomal membrane; synaptic vesicle membrane; BORC complex
Source: RefSeq, a predicted model, not a curated record